AUGACGUUGGAGAGGAUGGGUAAGCGCUUAACGAUACAAUUAGUGGAGAUGUGUAGUUACGAGGCUUAUCAGGCUCUCAUAGCCAGUGUUUGCCAAUGUGAAAACGCGAUGGAACAGUCAUCUUUGGUAAUAGCUAUGAACUAUGAACAGCAAAAGCAGUAUGAAGAUUUAUAUAAAGAAAUUGAAAAUGCUAUUGAAAAUGCCAAGAAUCGCAUUCAACAAUGCAAGGAAGACUUGAGAUCUGCAAAGACUGUCAGGAAGAAUAGACGAGAGUAUGAUAGUCUUGCAAAGGUUCUAUGUGAUCAUCCAGAAAGGGAUAAAACUCUUGAGAAAUAUAUAAAAUUAAAAGCUACAUUAGAACGACUAGAAAAGUUAAAUGAAGAAUAUGAUCAAAAAAUUCAGCUUAGAAAAACACAAUUUCAUCUAUUUCUUGUUGCUCUAAAGGGGUUGCAGAAAAUUGUAGAGGAUGAUGAACCAUUGUCUUCGAAUGUUGAUGAUUUAACGUGUGUUCAGUCGUCAUUGAAGUCUAUACAUGAAGAUGAUACUGUAAAAAUGGAUACUGUAUGA
Heterobilharzia americana is the source of this 567-nucleotide messenger RNA. NCBI's taxonomy places the organism in Eukaryota, Metazoa, Platyhelminthes, Trematoda, Strigeidida, Schistosomatidae. The record is from the annotation of a GenBank genome assembly.